Molecule: messenger RNA, 1491 nt
Organism: Trypanosoma theileri
Lineage: Eukaryota; Euglenozoa; Kinetoplastea; Trypanosomatida; Trypanosomatidae
Product: MFS transporter, PPP family, 3-phenylpropionic acid transporter
Exons: 1
Coding region: 1-1491 (496 amino acids)
Cellular component (GO): membrane
Source: RefSeq, a predicted model, not a curated record
AUGUUAGAAGAAUCCCCUGUUGCUGGUACACACUCUUCCUCUACAAGACGUUAUGUAUCCCUAGCCCCUGCAAAGAUAGGUUAUUUUGGUACCUAUUUUGCAUUUGCAGCUGUUCAACCCUAUUAUGGUGUAUUUCUCACUCGAAAAGGGUUUGAUGCCAAUAUGGUUGGAAUGAUUACAGCAUUGAUGCCUAUAUGUAAUCUUUUAUUAAUUUCUCCCCUUGCAUAUUUGGCAGACAGAGAACGAUGUAGUGCCCGAAUAUCUACAAUAGGGGCUAUUAUAGCUACUUUUGCAUUACUUAUGGCAAGUUUAGCAAAAGAUCAAUGGUUUGUUGCAUUUAGUGUUCUUUUACAUUUCUUAGGAAGUGUUCCUCUUGCACCACUUAUGGAUCAACAUACUAUGUCUAUGCUUCCAGAGGAUAGACGUAAUGAAUGGGGUUUAUUACGUUCAUAUGGUGCCUAUGGUUGGGGAAUUGGAGCUCCAUUGGUUUCAUUUCUUAUAACAUACUUUGGAUGGGGUGUGAGUGGAAUACAAUUUGCAGUAGGUAUGAUGGCAACAUUACAUUGUAUGCAUAAUGGUAAAGCAUAUGAUGAUAUUCCACCUACAGAAAUGCACUUUGUAGAAGUAUUUUUAUUUGUUUUAAAACGUAAACGACUUUUUGUGUUUUGGUUAGCGGUAUGUUGUAUGGGAAUGGGAUAUGUGUUUAUUGGAACUUAUCUUUUCAUAUUUCUCACAGAGAUUGGGGCACCAUCUAUUCUCUUGGGACUUUCCGUUAUGAUGACGGUUAUCUUUGAAAUCCCAUUCUUCCGUUAUGCCGAUUGGCUUCAUAAACACUUUACAGAUGUAGAACUCAUGACUUUUGCAAUGAUUGCUUGGGUUGUACGAGUUUUGGGUUACUCUCUCUUACAAAAUCCAUGGUAUGUUCUUCUUCUUGAACCUUUACAUGGAUUUACAUUUGGUGCCAUGUGGCUUGCGAGUGUUCAUCUCAUCCGAUGUCAUUACCCAGCCGAAUUGGGAGCCUCCUCUGUGGGAUUUCUCACUGCUGGGAUGUUUGGUAUUGGCCCAGUGAUUGGAAAUGUGUUGGGUGGAAUUUUAUAUGAGGCGCUUGGGGCUCGUGGAAUGUUACGCGUUACCGCCGCAUGUAUGGGAAUCAUUUGUUUAUUAUUUCGUUUGGUGGAUACAAUGUUGGGAAAAGGGGCGGAAAGGGCAGAAACAAUAACGGUAGAAAAUGAUCGUGUGGGUUUAGAUCCUUCUGGUAUAGAUACAACAGUUGUGGAGUUGGCAGAUGUGGAGAAGAAAAAUAAAAAUAAUAAGAAGGAAGAAAAUGAUAAUGAUAAUAAGUGGAGGUGUCCCUCGGAGUGUGUUUCGCCGUCUGUUUCGUUAGCCAGAGUGGGUGUUGGUGUGGGGAUUAUGCAAACAGAAGAUCGAAUGUAUAGAGAUGUGGACAUGACAGAGGAAAUAGAUGUUACAUCUGCAUUGGAAAUAAAAUAA